Molecule: messenger RNA, 730 nt
Organism: Coregonus clupeaformis (lake whitefish)
Lineage: Eukaryota; Metazoa; Chordata; Actinopteri; Salmoniformes; Salmonidae
Product: apoptosis-enhancing nuclease-like
Exons: 1
Coding region: 59-688 (209 amino acids)
Cellular component (GO): nucleus
Molecular function (GO): 3'-5'-RNA exonuclease activity; nucleic acid binding
Source: RefSeq, a predicted model, not a curated record
AGUGGUUGUGUCUGAGGCCAGCCCUCCAACUAGUGGACGUAGUUCUCCCUGCCACACAAUGAGCCCAACCACCGUGGUGGCCAUGGACUGCGAGAUGGUUGGUACAGGGCCGGGCGGGCGCACUAGUGAAUUGGCACGCUGCAGCCUGGUGGAUUACCAUGGCAACGUCCUGUACGAUAAGUACAUCCGUCCGUGCCAGGCUGUGACUGACUACAGGACCCGUUGGAGUGGCAUCCAGAGGCACCAUUUACAGAACGCUCUGCCCUUUCCCAAGGCUAGGACAGAGAUACUACGAAUACUGGAUGGGAAAGUGGUGAUCGGUCACGCUCUGUACAAUGACUUCCAGGCCUUGGACUUCACCCACCCAUGUCACAUGAUCAGGGACACAAGUGGUAUGCGUCUGCUCAGGCGACUGGCUGGCUUCCCCACAAAGCGCUGUGUCUCACUCAAGAUCCUGGCCAACAGCCUCCUAAACAGGAAAAUACAGGUUGGAAGGAGGGGCCACAGUUCAGUGGAGGACGCUCUCGCUUCCUUGGACCUGUAUAAACUCGUGGAGGGGGAGUGGGAACAGGAUAUGCAAGAGAGAAUGAGGGACCGAGACACAGGCACUCUCCCAGACCCCGCCACCUCAAACCACUACAUGCAGGACCAGUACUGGCCAGAGGACUUGACCAAUGACAGCCAUUGAGAGAAGCCUGUGUAGGAGGGUUGAUGGGGUAGAAGUAGGCCA